Scleropages formosus (Asian bonytongue) is the source of this 1902-nucleotide messenger RNA. It is a transcript of the gene pnpla2, whose product is annotated as patatin-like phospholipase domain containing 2. The transcript has 9 exons. Gene Ontology annotation, molecular function: triacylglycerol lipase activity. Bases 68 to 1603 code for a protein of 511 amino acids. Gene Ontology annotation, biological process: triglyceride catabolic process; positive regulation of triglyceride catabolic process; lipid homeostasis. Lineage: Eukaryota; Metazoa; Chordata; Actinopteri; Osteoglossiformes; Osteoglossidae. Gene Ontology annotation, cellular component: lipid droplet; membrane; cytoplasm. The record is from RefSeq and is a predicted model, not a curated record.
CGCACGUGUCUCCGCCGACAUCAUCAUCAUCAUCAUCAUCAUCAUCAUCAUCAUCUUCAUCUUCAUCAUGUUCCCACUGGACUCCCCCUGGAACAUCUCCUUCGCCGGCUGCGGCUUCCUGGGCAUCUACCACAUCGGUGUGGCGAGCUGUCUGCAGGAGCAGGCGCCCUUCCUGGUCGAGGACGCGCGGCACAUCUACGGGGCGUCGGCGGGCGCGCUCACGGCGUCCGCCCUCGUCACCGGCGCGUGUCUCGGAGAGGCGGGGGCCAGCAUCAUCGACGUGGCCAAAGAGGCGCGGAAGCGGUUCCUGGGACCCAUGCACCCCUCCUUCAACCUGGUGAAGAUGAUGCGCAAGCUGCUGUACCGCACGCUGCCCCCCGAUGCCCACGUGCGCGCCAGAGGGCGGCUGGGCAUCUCGCUGACCCGCGUCUCGGACGGGGAGAACGUGCUCUUCUCGCAGUUCAGCAGCAAUGAGGACCUGGUGCAGGCCUGUGUGUGCAGCGCUUACAUUCCAGUCUACUGUGGUUUCAUCCCUCCUGCGCUGCAGGGAGUACGGUACGUGGACGGGGGCAUCUCGGACAACCUGCCGCAGUACGAGCUGAAGAACACCAUCACCGUGUCGCCCUUCUCGGGCGAGAGCGACAUCUGCCCCCGCGACAGCUCCACCAACCUGCACGAGCUGCGCUUCACCAACACCAGCAUCCAGUUCACCCUCACCAACCUGUACAGGGUGUCCCGCGCCCUCUUCCCGCCCGACCCGCUGGUGAUGAAGGCCAUGUGUAAGCAGGGUUACACGGAUGCCCUGCACUUCAUCAAGAAGAACGGACUGCUGCAGUUCCGAAGACCCCAGCGAGGCCUCCUCGUGCGGGUGGAAAGGAUGGAGGAGCAGGACGAAGACGAGGAAGAGGAGGACGAUACCGAAGAGGAAGGGGGGGACGGGCAGAGCCAGAGGCAGGAGAGGCAAGUGGCGGUGUGCAGCUCCGGCUCCGCUACAGAGGACCACAUCUUUGACCACCUGCCUCCCAGACUGCACCGCGCUCUGGUGGAGGCCUGCAAGGAGAGGAGGGGCAUGUUGCAGUCUCUGCGGAACCUGCUGCCCGUCAGAAUGGCUUCGGCCCUCUUGAUCCCCUACACGUUGCCCCUGGAGUCGGCCAUGUCCAUGACUGUCAGACUGCUGGAGUGGUUGCCGGAUGUGCAGGAGGAUGUGGGCUGGAUGCGGGACCAGACGAUGAAGGUGCUGCAUUGUGUUGUGCGUCAGGCCAGGAAGACUGUGUCCCAGCAAGUGUCUGAACGGCUCUCUUUCCAACUGGAACUGCGACGCUCCCAAUCCCUGCCCAGCCAGUCGGGCCCCACCUCCCUGUUGCCGAGCUGGGUCAGCGGGGGCAGCUCCACCGUGCUGGACCUCAUCCUGCGGCUGGACCAGUACCAGCGCCAGAUGCUGCCGGGCAUCUUCUGCGUCAACCUGGACCUGCAGGGCUCCUUGUACACCCAGCCCUCUGCAUGUGGGGGCGAGUCAUCCCUCCCAGGGCUGCCGGAGGAGGGGCUGGUGAUGCGGCCCGUGGGCCUCAGCCCUCCCACACCACCCCCGUCCCCCCAGCCCUGAGGUCCCUUUGACGCACAGAUUCCGCUGUGGACAAUCCAGCCCAGAACUUUCUACCCAGAAGCAGCCUUCCCUCCAAAAGUACACAGUGCCGGAGGGAACAUCAAGUGCCUUGCUGGACCUUCGCUAAAAGUUCUGCCACUUACUGGCCCUCUUUCGACUUUUUAUACUUGUCAUGCCCUCAGAUUGAGGAGGUAAACUGGUAAACUUUGGAACAAAAGCUCCAGCUACGCAACGACUGGGUAACGACUAACAAGUUUUUCUUUUUCUUUCCAUUAAAUGUAACACUUUUUUUUUUUUUU